Messenger RNA from Scophthalmus maximus (turbot), 3967 nucleotides. RefSeq names its product sema domain, immunoglobulin domain (Ig), short basic domain, secreted, (semaphorin) 3C (gene sema3c). NCBI's taxonomy places the organism in Eukaryota, Metazoa, Chordata, Actinopteri, Pleuronectiformes, Scophthalmidae. The record is from RefSeq and is a predicted model, not a curated record. Bases 77 to 2500 code for a protein of 807 amino acids. The transcript is spliced from 18 exons. Gene Ontology annotation, molecular function: semaphorin receptor binding; chemorepellent activity. Gene Ontology annotation, biological process: axon guidance; neural crest cell migration; positive regulation of cell migration.
AGGCAAACCCAUUAAUCCAGAAGAGCAUUGCGGGGCUCCGAGGGACGGAGAAGAGGGAGAGAGUGUCCUCGGUGUGAUGAUCAUCAAAGAAAUGGUGUUUUGUGAAACUGAGGCAGCGGCGUACCUGUUCCGUUUCGCGCCCCGAGCGGCGGCGCAGCCAACGGGCCGGCCGGAGGUGUUCGCCAGGCCGCCUCUGGCGUCAGCGAUGGCGCUCCCCCUCCUGGUCCUCUGGCUCCUCUCCGCCGGCGUCUCCGGCCGCCUCACGCAGCCUCUGCCGAGAGUCUUCCUCUCCUUCGAAGACCUGCAGGCCUCCCAGUCCUUUGAACACUACAGCAUAUCAGACAAGGCCAUGGACUACAGGAUCCUGCAGAUGGACGAGGACCAGGACAGGAUGUACGUGGGCUGCAAGGACCACGUGCUCUCGGUGGACAUCAACAACAUCACCCAUGGCACACUCAAGGUGUCUUGGCCGGCGUCGACCAGCAAGAUAGAAGAAUGCCAAAUGGCCGGCAAGGACCCUACGCACGGCUGCGGGAACUUCAUCCGGGUGGUGCAACCGUACAACAGAACUCACCUGUUCAUGUGCGGCAGCGGAGCGUACAGUCCCGUCUGCGUGUACGUCAACAGGGGCCGGAGACCAGAGGAACAAGUAUUUCACAUCGACUCCAGGACGGAAUCCGGAAAAGGGAGGUGCUCCUUCAACCCGCAAGUGAAUACGGUGUCCGUCAUGCUCAACCAGGAGCUGUUCUCAGGCAUGUACAUUGACUUCAUGGGGACAGAUGCUGCCAUCUUCAGGAGCCUGACCAGGCGGAACGCAGUGCGGACCGACCAGCACAACUCCAAGUGGCUCAGCGAGCCAAUCUUCAUCGACGCCCACCUGAUACCAGACGGGACGGACCCCAACGACGCCAAAUUGUACUUCUUCUUCCGCGAGCGGCUGACGGAUAACAACGGGAACACUAAGAACAUCCACACCAUGGUGGCCAGAGUGUGUCCCAGUGACAUCGGCGGACAGCGGAGCCUGGUGAACAAAUGGACGACCUUCCUCAAAGCCAGGAUGGUGUGUUCGGUGCUGGAGGAGGACGGCACCGAGACGCACUUUGACGAACUCGAAAAUGUGUUUUUGCUGGAAACCGAUCAGCCCAAGAGUCUGCUGGUGUUCGGAGUCUUCACGUCCACAAGCUCGGUGUUUAAGGGCUCGGCGGUGUGCGUGUACAACAUGGCGGACAUCCUCACCGUCUUCAAUGGGCCCUUCGCUCACAGAGACGGGCCCAACUUCCAGUGGGUGGCGUUCCAGGGGCGCAUCCCUUACCCACGGCCUGGAACCUGCCCCGGCGGAGCCUUUACGCCCGACAUCCAGACAACCAAGGAGUUCCCAGACGACGUGGUGACCUUCGUACGGAACCAUCCGGUUAUGUUCAACCCCAUCUACCCGGUGGGGAGGAGACCCCUGGUGGUCCGUACCAACGCUAACUACAAAUACACGUCGGUGGCCGUGGACCAGGUCAUGGCUUCCGAUGGCAAUUACCAAGUUCUCUUCCUGGGCACAGACAGAGGCACAAUACAGAAGGUGAUCGUCCUGCCAACCAACCAUUCCCUGCAUGAAGAUCUGAUCCUGGAGGAGCUGGAAGUGUUUAAGAACCAGGCUCCUGUUACAAACUUGAGAAUAUCCCCCAAAAAACAACAGCUGUACGUCAGCUCGGAGUUCGGGGUCUCGCAGGUCUCCCUGCACCGCUGCCACGCGUACGGCUCGGCCUGCGCCGACUGCUGCCUGGCCCGGGACCCCUACUGCGCCUGGGACGGACUCAGCUGCUCCCGCUUCUAUCCCACCAGCAAAAGGAGAAGCAGGAGGCAGGACAUUAUGCAUGGAAAUCCACUCACUCAGUGCCGAGGAUUCAAUCUGAAAGCCUACAGAAACGCAGUGGAGAUGACGCAGUAUGGCGUGAAGAACAACACCACCUUCCUGGAGUGCAUGCCCAAGUCCCCGCAGGCCUCGAUUCGGUGGCUCAUUCAGCGAGACAACGACCGGAGGAAAGAGGUGAAGCUGAGCGACCGCGUCGUCUCCACGCCGCACGGCCUCCUGGUCCGCUCCAUCCAGCCGUCCGACCAGGGCCUCUACUACUGCCUGACCACGGAAAACGGCUUCAAGCGCACCGUCGCCAAGAUCCGCCUGAGCGUGCUGAGCGAGGCCAUGGUGAGCGUGCUGACCGACAAGCAGCAGUCCCCGUGGGCGUGGGCCAGCUCGCUGCACCCCAAGGCCCUACUGGCGGCCUUCAGCCCGGCGGAGAGCCUGGCUGUGCAGCAAUACUGCAAGGAGAGGAAGGAGCUCCAGAACCUCCAGCAGAGGCAGCAGCAGCAGCAGCAGCAGCAGCAGCAGCAGCAGCAGCAGCAGCAGCAGCCGCCGCCCCCCGGACCUCUCAGGGGGGAUCUGGCCAAACUGAAGCCCCUGCUGGAUCACAGGAAGAGCCGCAACCGGCGCAAUCACCUCCCAGGGGUCUGACUCCGGGAGGGAGCUGGCGGCGCCACACACUGACAUGCGAAGCCUUCCUCUAAUCCUGUAUCCCACCAGGCGGUUCACAAUAUUCCUCAUUCUCCCCCCCCCCCCCCCCCCCCCCACUCUCAUCUCCAAAACUGCAGAGCUGCACUGCGGAUGUACAGGAGGACGAGGAGGUGCGGGGCUCGGGGAGAUCUUCAUCGACGGUGUCUGUUACUCGAAAGUACUGUGAUCGGGUGGCUGCGACACACACCGAUACACGUGCACGCGCAAGCCACUCGAACCGUUGUCGCCGUCACGACGACAAAGUGAAGUGGCCCCUGCUAUGAAAACCACUGAUGAACCCUGAUGAGCUGAUAUGUUUAUUGUGACGAAACACCUUGAGGCAGAACCUUAUCACAUGUGAAACAUCAGAGGGGAAAUUGGACCGGCUCGAUAUUAUAGGAGGACAUUGAAAAGGGACAAAGGUGGGACGGAUGCAUGUUUGACAGCGAGUGCUCGCUCCCUGUACGCUAAGUAUUACAGUAGUAUUUUUCACUAGAUUCUACUCACGUUUGAAUUUGUACUUUUUUCGACUAACAAAAUUCUCUAUUCAGUUAAAAAACGACAGGGCUCUGUGAAUGUAUCAAAGACCAAACUCCACAUUCUGCGCUGAUCUGAAUCCAAAACAGAAAUGCCAGUACUACGACACCGACUGGAGUACGUGUGAGUUGUUGCGCACACCUCACAAUAUCCGUCCUGUAUUCAUCUAUUACUCAGACGUACAAAGGAAUGUGCCUCCAUGUAAUUCAGCUGCAUACUGUAUCUGUAUUCUCUCUCUCAGUGCACCAUUUGACGGAGCCAAUUAAGCAUGAGCGUAUUUACGAAAAAAUGUCACUUUUAUCCCUUUUCAUCUUUGCCUGGAUUCCAUUUUUAAGCAACCGAACGAACGGGUUUGCACAUUGUAGUCGUCGCCUUCAGCGUUGUGAUUAAGUGUAAUGCCUGCAAACACAGUCCACGAUGACAGUUUCCUCCUUCGGAGCCACAUUUUUUUCUACAGACUACACAGCAGAGUGGACUUUUAAUUCUGCUGUCGGUUAUAGCUGUGAUAUCGACCAUAUGACACAUUUUAGAAGCGUAGUCAAUGUACUGUACAGUAGAUAUAGAUUAUGUGUUGCUCGUGUACAGAGUUUUGUUUUCGUUCGUUUCAUCCUGUUAAUUUAAUGUGCAGAGUUUUGCGAGAGAAAAAAGUUGUUUCACCGUGUACAUAAAUUUCGACACAUUUCGCCCACUAACUCCGACUGUAUCUGCGAAUUGUGGAGGAAAUACAGUAUUAUUUUUCAUUCUGCGAAAAAGACUUUCUAUCGCACGGAUCUCUGCUCCGCGUUGAACCAACGUCAUCACGCCGACUUCAGCUCAGUGUAACGUCAGUGUUGCGAUGUGUGUUUCUAUUUAUGAAUGUCAUGAUAGCCUGAAUAAAUAUGUUCAGAAUAA